GAGCGAACGUUGCAGCUGGGUAAGACGGUCAGGUUACUCCAUGAGCGGCUGCCAACACUGUUGAAAGAGCCGCUUCCUUCGGAACUCCUCUCGCCGCGGAUAUCACUUCACUUGUUCCCCUCGACCCAUCCGCACCUUCCCACUGUCAGUGGCAGGUUGGCCUACAUCGCGGCGCUAUGGACCGCACCGGUAGCCUGGGGACGUAUGCCGCUGGUUGGGAAUGUGAACUUGACAAUCUUAUCUGAGCGUAUGGUGCGCAACGGAGGCACCACGGUGUCGGCGGAUCGACGCGACGAGAAGCUCAUCGUGAAGUGGAAGACGUGCGGAAAGACUACACAUCGCGAUGGGACGGGAGGAGUAUAUCGGGGUAUCGGCAUCGCUGCGAAAGAUCCAAUGGAUCGCAUUAAGGACUUCAUCGCUGGCACGAAGAGCAAAGACACUGGCGGCAGGGACACAGAGGAGUUCUGCGGGAUCUUCGUGUUUGAGUUUGACGAAAAGGGAAGAAUCGUGAAGCAUGUGAUUGAGCACACGGAAGAAGGCAGCGAUUGUGACAAGAUGACGAGAGUGGUAUCUGUUACGGACUGGCUGCUCGGACGGAUCAAUGGCAGAAGAAAGGAGGAGGAGAUGUCGCUUGCUUGGUGCGAGGAGCGACCGAGCGCGGGCAGG
Molecule: messenger RNA, 666 nt
Organism: Zymoseptoria tritici IPO323
Lineage: Eukaryota; Fungi; Ascomycota; Dothideomycetes; Mycosphaerellales; Mycosphaerellaceae
Exons: 1
Source: RefSeq, a predicted model, not a curated record